Cuscuta europaea is the source of this 1125-nucleotide messenger RNA. Lineage: Eukaryota; Viridiplantae; Streptophyta; Magnoliopsida; Solanales; Convolvulaceae. The record is from the annotation of a GenBank genome assembly.
UGUUACAUAUCAAAACUGGAUCCCAUAAUUCCUCCUUUGCUUUUACCAGUACACACACACAGUCGCAUAUUAUGCAUAUAGUUAGCUUAUCUUAGCUUGUAGCUAGGAUAAUAAUAACAAUUAACAAACACAUAAUUAUUUAAUUAAUUUUAUCUAUUGGAUGAUGGAUACGAUGGAAUCGUCGAGUGAGACCCCCACCCCCACAAAUUCCUCAAUGUCUUCCUCUUCUCCAACCCCUCCGGCCACUCCGCCGCCGCCGGUGGCCAUCGUCAGCCCCUGCGCCGCCUGUAAGAUCCUGAGGCGGAGAUGCGCCGAGAAAUGUGUGCUUGCGCCGUAUUUUCCACCGAAUGAUCCUCUCAAGUUUACCACCGCUCAUCGUGUAUUUGGAGCCAGUAAUAUCAUCAAACUCUUACAGGAAUUGCCGGAGGCGAAAAGGGCGGAUGCGGUGAGCAGUUUGGUGUACGAAGCAAACGCUCGGGUGAGAGAUCCGGUGUACGGAAGCGCCGGUGCAAUCUGCCAGCUCCAAAACCAAGUGAACGAGCUCCAAGGCCAGCUCGCGAUGGCUCAAGCCGAGCUUCUCAACCUCCAGCUCCGGCAGGCCAAUCUCAUGGCCAUGUUUUAUACGCAGGCCGCGGCAAAAGCCCCUCACCAUCAACAACUCUCAUCAUCCAUUGUUGAUGAUGAUGAUGAUCGUCAUCGCACCAUAAACCCCAUACAUAAUAGCAACCAGCUAACCAGCUUCCUUGAAGACAGUAAUCCCGUGGGAAUUGAUAUUUUUGGGAUCAAUCUAGCUAGCUUUAUUGAAUCUUGACACCAUUAUAUAUAUAUAUAUAUAUAUAUAUAUAUAUAUAUGCCUAUCCAUGUGUACGUACGUACGUAGAAAUAUAUCUCAAUAUAUACACAUUAAAGAUCUAUCAUGCAUGCUGCAUGCAUGAUAUAUAGGAGUCAGUUGCAUCAGUUUAUGCACAUUGUUGUAUAAAUUGCAGUAUACUACUCCGUAUUAUUUUCUCUUUCGAAUUAAGUAGGGUGUAUUAUAUUGUUCUGAAUGUGAGAGCCCACUUACAUUGAGAUGUUUUCUUACAUCAACCAUUAAUUUACUAAUUUACAUCACUUAUGUAUUCAAUA